This is a messenger RNA of Capronia coronata CBS 617.96, 1761 nucleotides long. RefSeq lists its product as uncharacterized. Gene Ontology annotation, molecular function: flavin adenine dinucleotide binding; NADP binding; N,N-dimethylaniline monooxygenase activity. NCBI's taxonomy places the organism in Eukaryota, Fungi, Ascomycota, Eurotiomycetes, Chaetothyriales, Herpotrichiellaceae. The coding region runs from base 1 to 1761 and encodes 586 amino acids. The record is from RefSeq and is a predicted model, not a curated record. The transcript has a single exon.
AUGGUCAUCAGCAGUGACGCCCGAGGGGAGGCGACUGCUCCCCAUGUCAACGGCUACUCAGGCAGUAAUUCAUACACGAUCUCAGAACAGCCGUUGUACACUCCACGUCCAGUCCGCAUCAUCACCAUUGGUGCAGGAGCAAGUGGACUGAACGUGGCCAGAAAUGUAAGCAGACACAUGAAGAACGUGGAGCUGCAGAUCUACGAGAAAAACGACGGUGUAGGCGGAACCUGGCUGGAGAACAGAUAUCCCGGUUGUGGAUGUGACAUUCCCUCCCACAACUACCAGUACUCAUGGGAGCUGAAUCCAGGGUGGAAACAGUACUAUUCCAGCCAGAGCGAGAUCGAGUCCUACUUUCGGCGGGCAGCCGAGAGGCACGAUCUAUUGAAAUUCAUCAAAUUCCGCCAUCAGGUCGUUGCGGCGGUAUGGGACGACGACGAAGGGAUCUGGAAGUUCGAAAUCGAGGAUUUGGUUACUGGCGAGAAGUUUCACGAUCAUGGCCACUUCUUCAUCAAUGCUUCGGGGUAUUUGAACAACUGGAAAUGGCCGGAGAUCCCAGGCCUGCACAGCUUCAAAGGCGAGCUGAUGCACAGCGCCGCCUGGAAGGAGGACACCGACCUCAAGGACAAACGUGUUGCCGUGCUGGGUUGUGGAUCGAGUGGGAUCCAGGUGGUGGCGAGGAUCCAGCCUGAAGUCAAACACCUAACCACAUUCAUACGCACGCCGACGUGGGUGACGGCCGGGUUUGGAUCCAAGUACGCCGGGCCGGGAGGCACAAACUUCACAUUUCCGGAAGACCAAAAGCGAAAGUUUGCCGACGACCGGGAUGGGUAUCUCCAGUACCGCAAGAACGUGGAGCAUGAGCUCAACAGCCGUUUCAUGAUGCUGCAUAGAGACACGCCGGAACAGGCUGCUGCCGUGGACUUUGCCACCAAGGACAUGACGGCGAAAUUGGGUGGGCCUGAGAAUCCGCUGGUGGACUUUAUCAUUCCCAAGUUCAGCGUCGGCUGUCGUCGACCGACCCCGGGGACAGGAUACCUCGAAGCCCUCACACAGCCGAAUGUCCGGGUAGUGACAGGCACGGAGAUCUUACAUGUCGACGAGACGGGUCUAGUUCUGGCGACGGGCGAACACGUCGAAAUCGACGUCUUCAUCUGUGCUACUGGGUUUGACCUCUCAUUCCGCCCGCGGUUCCCCAUCAUCGGCCAGGAAGGCCGUGACCUGCGAGAUCUGUGGGCCAAUAGGCCGACGGCUUAUCUGUCGUUGACACCCGCGUAUAUGCCAAACUAUUUCAUGUUCUUGGGCCCGAACUCGCCCGUUGGCCAUGGCAGCGCAAUCCCAAUCAUCGAACACUUCACCAAGUAUAUGUUGCGGAUGAUUCACAAAUGCCAGGUCGAAGGGUACAAAUCUUUCACCCCCUCAGUAACGGCAAUCGAGGAAUUUGUCAGACAUGCCGAUGCCUUCAUGCCGCGCAUGUCUUGGGCCAGCGAAUGUCGCAGUUGGUUCAAGAAUGGGCGCACCGACGGCCCUGUCACGGCGCUGUGGCCUGGCAGCAGGAUCCAUUGGUUCAAGGUCAUGGAUUCUCGGAACAUCCGUUUCGAAGACUGGGAAUGGGCCAAGAUCAAAGACGCCACCACAGGGGCGGAGGUCAAUCGCUGGGCUUUCAUGGGCAAUGGGUUCAGCAACUUGGAGACGAAUGGUGGCGACCUAACUUGGUACUUUGAUCGACCCGAGGAAGGAUACGAGCUAUUGGCAUAUUAG